This is a messenger RNA of Chrysoperla carnea, 2296 nucleotides long. RefSeq names its product glutaredoxin domain-containing cysteine-rich protein CG31559-like. Bases 129 to 1538 code for a protein of 469 amino acids. Lineage: Eukaryota; Metazoa; Arthropoda; Insecta; Neuroptera; Chrysopidae. Gene Ontology annotation, biological process: sensory perception of sound. The record is from RefSeq and is a predicted model, not a curated record. The transcript is spliced from 4 exons.
AUAAAUCAAUAAUAACAUUAACAAAAGAUCAAGAAAUCAACGAAACCAAUAACAAUUACGAAUUAAAUUUUAAUAAUAGUGUUUUAAUUAAUGUAAAUAACAAUAACAUUGAAACAAUUAAUGAAGAGAUGAUUAAGAAUUCAACAAUGAAAUCAACCGAUUUAACAACAUUCCAGAACAAAUCAACAACUAACGCAACGAAUCAACAGUCAACAACACCGGUUAAUGGAAUCAACAAUAAUCCAUAUUUCUUCUACACCGGAUUCCAAUGUUCUCCAACAAAUUUAAUAAUGUCCAGUGGACAAUGCUCUCCAAGUGAUACACUAGAUAGUGGUACUUGUAGUGAUUUGGAUAUGACACCGCCACCAUUACCAAAAAAGAAAAACUCGAAAACGAAUCUGAAUUCAACAUCCACGGUAUCCAUUACCGCAAUCAAUGGAAAGAAAAAUGGUGAUUCAAGUGCUGAAGAAUGUGAGGACUCUGAAAGUAAUGUAAGCUGUGAUUCAUUAAAUGAUGGAUCCUCGGAUUUAUUAAUAAUGGAAUCAACACCAGCGAAAUCUACAACGAUUUUACCUCGGAAUUUAUUACAAGAUAUUCGAGAACAUCGUAAUAAUGUUAAAAAUACAUCAACAAAAGACAAUGUAGAAACAAAAAUAAUUCCACAACCACCGGUGGUUGCAAGUGUUCUAGAAAAAACAACAACACCCGCGAAGGUUCUAAUCAAUGAGAGUACGUAUGAGGAUAGGAAAAAAGAGAAACAAGAUAGUGGUAAAAAUAAUAAUAUAAUUAGUGGUAAUUAUUUAUAUGAAACGGACCGAUUUUAUAAAUUUCAUUUAAAUGAGAAUGUGUUUAGUGAUAAUGUGUCAUCAGCAUCAUCUUCGUUGGUGUCAUCGCCAACUGAUACAAUUGAUGAUGAGAAUGAAUGUUUUGCCGGGUAUAAAGAUUUAUUAGGUGGUGAAGUGGCAUCAACAAUACGUAGUGCUAAGGGUACAGUUCGUGGUGUUAAAAAUCGUGUACGAGCUGGUAUUGCGACAUUCUUACAGAUUCAACAGACUACAACCAAGAGUUAUCGUGAAAAAGAUGCUGGUAAAGUGGUUGUAUAUUCAACAACAAUGGGUAUUGUUCGUAAUACAUAUCAUGAAUGUUUGAAAGUAAAACAAAUAUUACGUACACAUAUGGUGAAAUUCGAAGAACGUGAUGUAUUUAUGAGCAGUGAAUAUCAAGCAGAAAUUCGUGAUCGGAUGCAAAGUGAACAAAUAUUAAUACCACAAGUAUUUGUUGAUGGUCAACAUAUUGGUGAUGCUGAAACAAUUGACCGAUUGAAUGAAUCUGGUGAAUUAAGAAGAAUUUUAAAACCUUAUAAGAGUGCGGAUGCUUGCAGUACAUGCCAAGUUUGUGGUGGUUAUAGACUAUUACCGUGUCCUGUAUGUAAUGGCAGCAAAAAAUCAGUACAUCGAAAUCAUUUUACAACGGAAUUCGUUGCUCUUAAAUGUAUGAAUUGUGAUGAAGUGGGCCUAGUACGAUGUUAUAAUUGUUAAUAAAUGAAUAUCAUUUAAAUUAAAAUAUAUUUUUUAAAUAAUUGAUUUUUUUGGGUCAAAAAACUAUAGAAGACAUAUUUAUGUAAUCUAAAAUGAUGGGCGAUGCGAAAAUCUGCAAAAUUUGAAACAAGUCAUCGAUGUAUGUAACAGAUAAAAAUUACAGUCCUAUGUCGUGUACUAUUAAACAAUGUAAGUAUCCUUGUAUCCGGGUCCUUUGUUCAUGGAAUUUUAGGAUUGUGUUUUCAUAACUAGUGUCUGUUAUAUGACCAUAAUUUUUAUCUGGUACGUUAAACUUAAGUCAAUAAAAUGCAUCAGGAUUGGCUAGUCAAGUGUAGAAUUUUAGUAUUUGAAUUUUGCGGUAUGCUUUUUAUGGAUACUAUAGUUUAAAGUGCCGAAAAUUCUAAAAAAAUAUUUUGUUACAUUUUAAACCUAAUCAUUAUUUGAUAAUGUAAAGAGUACAGUGGAAUUCGUUUACUAUGACAACAAGAAAAAUACCAUCAAUGCCAGAAACAGGUUAGGGGCAUUGAAUUAUGCCAUAGGAAUUGAGUAUUAUAAUAUAUGUAUACGAUUUCAUAAUAUUUGAUUAUGAUUGGCAUAUUAGGCUGCGUUCACAAACAAAUUUUGGUGCCAAUAGAAAACAUAAAUAUUUCCGUUUUAUGUGUUCUCAUCAAAAUCGUAAUAAAUGAGUCCCACUAAAAGCAAUAUAAACGUACCUUUUAACUAAACAACAACAAAAAAUAGUACUUAAAAUAUAAAAU